AUCACCAUUCCUUCCUUCUUUUCGGUUUUGACGUCGUGCGAAGCUGCCGUGUUUUCCGUACAUCUGAAGUGAAAUUAUUUCACUUUUACCCGCGAAUAACACGUGUUUUACAGUAAAACUGAGCCAAAUAAGCAAGUAACAAUGCCGCUCGCGAAGGACUUCUUGCAUCCGCUGCCCGCUGAGGAGAAGAGGAAGCACAAACUGAAGCGUUUGGUGCCCCAUCCCAACUCGUACUUCAUGGACGUGAAGUGCCCCGGCUGCUACAAGAUCACCACCGUUUUCAGCCAUGCCCAGAGCGUCGUGGUGUGUGCCGGUUGUUCGACGAUCCUGUGCCAGCCGACCGGUGGCAAGGCCCGUCUGACCGAGGGCUGCUCGUUCCGCAGGAAGCCCUACUAAGAGAAAUACCAGCUAGGAGUAUCCCACUAAACCCGUGACGAUCGAAAGGUGCCUUGCGUUGGACGGAUGAUACCGAGGUGGAUUCAUCGAAGAGUUGGCCGGUCAAUAUACAAACAGCACGUAUGGAAUUUGGGAGGGGAAUUUCCACAGUGAAAUCCCCAAACUAUAAGUGAACAUUGUAUUCGUACCGAAAGGAGUGUAAUAAAGGCAUCAUUUCGAUCGUCUAAUUA
Messenger RNA from Anopheles funestus (African malaria mosquito), 626 nucleotides. It is a transcript of the gene RpS27, whose product is annotated as 40S ribosomal protein S27. The transcript has a single exon. Gene Ontology annotation, biological process: ribosomal small subunit assembly; translation. Bases 142 to 396 code for a protein of 84 amino acids. Gene Ontology annotation, cellular component: ribosome; cytosolic small ribosomal subunit. Gene Ontology annotation, molecular function: structural constituent of ribosome; RNA binding. The record is from RefSeq and is a predicted model, not a curated record. NCBI's taxonomy places the organism in Eukaryota, Metazoa, Arthropoda, Insecta, Diptera, Culicidae.